Messenger RNA from Astyanax mexicanus (Mexican tetra), 1653 nucleotides. RefSeq names its product trace amine-associated receptor 1-like. The transcript has a single exon. The record is from RefSeq and is a predicted model, not a curated record. Gene Ontology annotation, biological process: G protein-coupled receptor signaling pathway. Gene Ontology annotation, molecular function: trace-amine receptor activity. Gene Ontology annotation, cellular component: membrane. NCBI's taxonomy places the organism in Eukaryota, Metazoa, Chordata, Actinopteri, Characiformes, Acestrorhamphidae. The coding region runs from base 237 to 1328 and encodes 363 amino acids.
AUCUGAUUAUAUGAUCUAAUAAAAAGCUUAUUUUAGAUUUUAUGAAUGUUGUAACAAAACAACAUGUAAGACAUUAGGUAUGUAAUGGGUUUUCAGUUGAUGAAUUUACCAUUAUUUUAAGUAGUUAAAUGCAUACGCAUACCCAAACCCUUUUAUUUUAAUAAUAAAAAAAUCUCUUUACAGGCACAAAUGUGCUACAGAGUAAAACUGCAACUAUAAGUGCUUUUUGUUUUUAAAUGUAUGUAUAUUUAUGUUUGCAGGUUUUUAAUUACACGGAGGAAACACUGGUUCAACUGGACUUCAGAAUGAACUCAAGUCAAGAUCAGAUAAUGGAUAUCACUCCUCUUUGCUAUGAGUUUUCAAACACAUCUUGUCCAAAGCAUAUUUAUCCUGUACUUUUGAAGGUGGCCCUUUACUUGUUCUUCAGCUUAGUGGUGAUUUUAACAGUAUUGGGAAACUUGUUUGUCAUCAUAACAAUUUUUCAUUUCAAGCAGCUGCACAUGCCAACUAACUUCCUGGUUCUGUCUCUGGCUGUAACUGAUCUGCUGCUGGGUGGAUUUGUGAUGCCUGCCUGCAUGCUACGUACUGUGGAAACUUGCUGGUAUUUGGGCCCUUUAUUCUGUAAAAUACACGCCAGUGUUGUGAUCAUGUUGGCCACUGCUUCUAUUAUUAAUUUGUCUUUCAUAUCAAUUGACAGAUAUUACGCUGUGUGUAAACCUCUGAUGUAUCACAGUACAAUCACCUCUUUUGUCACAUUAAUAAUGAUUUUAAUCUGCUGGAGUGUCUCAAUUUCAGUUGGCUUUGUAAUAAUAUUUCUGGAGAUCAACCUUCUGGGGGUUGAAGACUUUUACUAUGAAAAUAUUGAAUGCGAAGGAGGCUGUGUGUUAUUUCAAAGCAAAACCUCAAGCACUUCUUCCUCUUUGCUUUCCUUUUAUUUCCCAGGCAUUGUGAUGCUCAGUAUAUAUUUGAAGAUUUUCUGUGUUGCUCAAAAGCAAGCAAAAUCUAUUCAGGACUCAAAAUCUAAAAACAGUGUGCAAAAAAUAAGUAAAGAAGAGAGAAAAGCCACUAAAACUUUGGCCGUAAUUUUGGGGGUAUUUCUGUCACUUUGGACACCGUUUUUUAUCUGCAAUGUUAUUAACCCUUUUAUUGCAUACUCAGUUCCUCCAGUACUGUAUGACGCAUUUGCAUGGAUUGGACUUAUGAAUUCAACCUGCAACCCUAUUGUUUAUGCUUUCUUCUACAAGUGGUUUAGAAAAGCAUUUAGGAUCAUUUCAUCUGGUAAAAUAUUUCAGCCAGGGUCUUCAAGAACUGAUCUGUUUUCAAACUGAAACUGCAUAAAUGUAAUGAAAUUAAAGGGAAUUAAAUUUUCAGAAUUCAGAAUUAUUUUGUCAGGCCAGGUUUUCCAGCCAGGGUCUUCAAGAAUUCAUCUGUUUUGACAUUGAAAACUAUCCCCAUGAAAAAAAUGUCUAAAUGAGACAUUUGUAACAUAUAAACAUUUUAUUAGCUAUACUGAAAAACACUAUAAAAAUAUUUUAAUUAAUAUGGAUAUGUCACCUACAAAUGGCUUAUAUAAUAUGAGCAUGGGUCAGUAGUUUAUCAGGUUGGCUAAAAGCCCAUAAGCAAGAUUUUUUUUUUACAUUUUCUGAUACAGCC